ACGACCUCGAAGUGCACCGCCAUCUCGUCAUCCUCAAAACACGAACAGAACCAAAACAGAAACCUCAUAACCGUCCAAUCAGAGAUAAACGACGGAAGGUGUUAUCUGCAGCGACGGCCACACACCUCAGCCCCUCACUCUCUCGUCUCCACGUGUCCUCGAUAGCCCCAUCCCCUCCCUCUCUUCGCUUUCAUAUUUAUCUUCUCCUCUCGAACUGACCAACACGCAUUCUCGUCGAUAAAAAAAAAAUACUCAGAUUAUAUUACAAACCGGAUUCGAACAAGUUUUUGAGAGAGAGAGAGAGAUGGAUCACGCUGCAGAUGCUCACAGGACGGACCUGAUGACCAUAACGAGGUUCGUGUUGAACGAGCAGUCCAAAUAUCCUGAGUCGCGUGGUGAUUUCUCUAUUCUGCUAAAUCACAUUGUUCUUGGCUGCAAGUUUGUUUGCUCUGUCGUUAACAAGGCGGGUCUAGCCAAACUUAUUGGACUUGCUGGGGAGACUAAUGUUCAGGGUGAAGAGCAAAAGAAACUUGAUGUCCUUUCAAAUGAAGUGUUCAUCAAGGCUUUAGUAAGCAGUGGCCGAACAUGCAUCCUUGUCUCAGAAGAAGAUGAAGAAGCAACAUUUGUGGAGCCUUCCAGGCGUGGAAGGUACUGUGUUGUGUUUGAUCCAUUGGAUGGAUCCUCCAACAUUGAUUGUGGUGUUUCGAUUGGAACGAUUUUUGGAAUUUACAUGGUGAAAGAUGACCAUGAACCAACUCUAGAUGAUGUGUUGCAACCUGGGAAAAAUAUGCUUGCAGCUGGCUAUUGCAUGUAUGGAAGCUCUUGCACGUUUGUUUUGAGCACUGGAACUGGUGUUAAUGGUUUCACCCUGGAUCCAUCCCUUGGGGAGUUCAUACUCACACACCCUGACAUAAAGAUUCCAAAGAAAGGAAAGAUUUAUUCAGUGAAUGAAGGAAAUGUGAGGAACUGGGAUGGUCCAACAGCCAAGUAUGUUGAAAAAUGCAAGUUUCCCCAGGAUGGUUCCUCUGCAAAAUCUCUAAGAUACAUUGGAAGCAUGGUAGCUGAUGUCCAUCGCACGUUACUUUAUGGGGGUAUAUUUAUGUACCCUGCCGAUAAAAAGAGCCCCAAUGGGAAAUUGCGUGUUCUAUAUGAAGUCUUCCCGAUGUCCUUUUUGAUGGAACAAGCAGGAGGUCAGGCUUUUACUGGCAAGCAACGGGCUCUGGACCUAGUUCCAACGAAGAUACAUGAGCGCUCUCCUAUAUUUCUUGGAAGCCAUGAUGAGGUUGAGGAAAUCAAAGCACUCUAUGCCGCUGAAGAGAAGAAAGCAUAAACACCUAUGCUGUGGCUCUGUUUGGUAUGGCGCUUCACCACUCUGUGGUCAACGGCGCUACAAUGUCAAAAUUAGCGCAAUGCCGAGCAGGGGUUGUUAUUACCACUGUCUUAUAGAACUAGUAAGACUUCUGUCUGUGGGCAUCUGACCUCCUUGUAAUCAUCUAUCUACUCAUUAGAUAACGUGUUUUCAUGAUUUUCUUCUGAUGUGUUCAUUGAUGGGUUAAACAAACCAUUUGGCUCAUAUUAGAAUAAUGAGAAAGGAUGCAUUACAU
This is a messenger RNA of Populus euphratica (Euphrates poplar), 1604 nucleotides long. RefSeq names its product fructose-1,6-bisphosphatase, cytosolic. The record is from RefSeq and is a predicted model, not a curated record. Gene Ontology annotation, molecular function: fructose 1,6-bisphosphate 1-phosphatase activity. The transcript is spliced from 12 exons. Gene Ontology annotation, biological process: sucrose biosynthetic process; fructose metabolic process; fructose 6-phosphate metabolic process. Gene Ontology annotation, cellular component: cytoplasm; cytosol. Bases 305 to 1330 code for a protein of 341 amino acids. Lineage: Eukaryota; Viridiplantae; Streptophyta; Magnoliopsida; Malpighiales; Salicaceae.